AUGGAUCUUCUCAAGCGGGAGCUGCAGAAGAAGCGGAAGGCGGCGAGGGAGGACUUCGCGGGGAGAAGCUUCGUGCGGCGGUCGGAGCUGGAGUUGAAGCAGCUCCAGAAGCGCCGCGACAAGCAUCCCAAGCCCAAGGCCAAGCUCAGCUGCCUCCCGCAGCACGAGGUGACCCGGCGCCUUCGCUUGCUGCAUCAGCCCGUCACGCUGUUCGGGGAGGACGCCGCCGCCCGCGCCGAGCGCCUCGAGCUCGCGCUCAGGUCCAGCGCGAUCGACGGCAUCGACGGUCUCGGCAUGACUCGUGGGCAGCAGGACUUCCUUACUGGGGAGGACGUGAUCGAGAUGCGCAAGUGGCGCAAAUCUGCAAGGGACGCCUACUGCAAGCGUGCCGUUGGGGGUGCCGCUGGUGGUGACGGGAGGAGCGGGGAUGACGACGAUGCGGGUACAGACAGGGACUUGGAGAGGAUGGAGGCCGAGUUCGAUGAGCUUUGCGUGGAAGACAAGAUUUUGGUGUUCUUCAACAAGCUGCUAAAUCAGUGGAGACGGGAGCUCGAUGGCAUGUCGGAGAUGGAGAAGCGGACGGAAGACGGGAAGAGGAAGGUUGAAAGGUUCAGUCAGUCCGCACAACACCUCGACCCCCUGUUCGAGUUCUGCAGGAAAAAGAUUCUUCCUGAUGACAUCCGUCAAGCAUUGCUUGGUAUAGUUGAAUGCUGCAUCAGGCAUGACCACCUGCUAGCAAUGGAGCAAUACAUCAAGCUGGCCCUUGGCAAUGACACAUGGCCUAUUGGAGUCACGAUGGUCGGUAUCCAUGAGCGUUCUGCCCGAGAGAAGAUUUCCACAAACAGGGUCGCCCACAUCAUGAACGAUGAGACCACUCGUAGGUACCUUCAAUCAAUCAAGAGGCUUAUAACCCUCUGCGAGCCGCGUUAUCUCACACAGUCACACUACCCUGAAAAUUAG
Molecule: messenger RNA, 960 nt
Organism: Panicum virgatum (switchgrass)
Lineage: Eukaryota; Viridiplantae; Streptophyta; Magnoliopsida; Poales; Poaceae
Product: pre-mRNA-splicing factor 18-like
Exons: 3
Coding region: 1-960 (319 amino acids)
Biological process (GO): generation of catalytic spliceosome for second transesterification step; RNA splicing
Cellular component (GO): U4/U6 x U5 tri-snRNP complex; U5 snRNP; U2-type post-spliceosomal complex
Source: RefSeq, a predicted model, not a curated record